This is a messenger RNA of Salvelinus sp. IW2-2015, 1824 nucleotides long. The record is from RefSeq and is a predicted model, not a curated record. NCBI's taxonomy places the organism in Eukaryota, Metazoa, Chordata, Actinopteri, Salmoniformes, Salmonidae.
AUGAGUGCGCAUUGGAGUACACCGUUCGCUCCACCGCAUAACACGGUGCCUGACCAGUACGACGCUCCCUCCGUAUGCUCUGAGGCCAGUGUGGAGAAUCAGAGUGAAAAAGGAAGGACCAUGCCUCUGUCUAAACCAGAGAAGCUGUUAGAACAUGAGCUCAGCUGCCCUAUCUGCCUACAGCUCUACACAAAUCCGGCCUAUCUGCCCUGUGGCCAUAACUACUGCCUUGCCUGCAUUAACGCUACAGACACCCGCAGUGGAGAGAAGAGCCUACCUCGCUGCCCUGAGUGCAGAGAAGAGUACAGUGGUACAGAGACACUGCACAAGAACUUCAAGCUCUGCGGCAUCAUAGAAGGCUACAGGGCCAUUGRGCUAGAGGAGAACCUUGGGAGAGAGCCGCUGGAGGUACGCUGCGACCACUGUCUGGACACAGAGACGUUGARCAUCAAGACCUGCCUAAAGUGUGAGAUGUCCCUGUGUGCCAGGCACCUGCAGCGCCACUCUGAGAGGGAAUCCUUCCGUAGCCAUGACCUGGUGGAGCCCCAGACUAAGCUGGGCCUGAGGAGCUAUGAGGUCCUAGAGAGCCGGAGCAAGGAGGUGGCCAACAGGCUGCAGCUGACCGAGACCCUGUUGCAGAGGGCUGCUGAGGACCAGGGCACCUCUGAUGCUGUGGGGGACAAGRUGAUGUCUACUGCUGUGGCCCUAAUGGACAGCAUGGCUGGCCUGGUGAGCAGGUACAGGGACAGGAUGAGCCUGCUGCUGGAGGAGGAGAGAGGCCAUCAGAGGAAGAUCUGGCAGAGUGGCCUGGGGCUUCUAGAGGAACAGCAGAUGGAGCUGAUGGAGGCCAACCAGAGCACUGCCGAGGUCCUCACAGUGACAGAUAAGCGUCUGUUCAUCCACAAGUUCCUGCUGAUCGAAUCCCAACUCACGGAGGUGGUGACAGGCACUGUGGCCAGACUGCUCUCCAAAGAGCCUCUCAACACCAAGCGMCUCCAAGCCAGCCUGAGGAAGAAGGACUUCAGGGCAGAGAUGGGCCAGCUCCUCCAGGCCCUCAACGUCCAGCUCAACCCUCUGGAGUUGACCUUCAACAUCACCACAGCGCACCCCAGGCUGCUGCUCUCCAACGACCAGCGGACAGUCAAGUACAUUGGCACCAAGCAGGCCUCCACUGAUAACCCAGAGAGGUUCAGUACCGCGCCCCAGGUCCUCUGCUCCCAGAGCUUCACAAGUGGGGAGCACAUCUGGGUGGUGGAGGUGGGCGACCAGAGCAUGUGGUCAGUGGGCUUGUGCUACAAGAGCGUGCCCCGGAGGGGUGACCACAGCCGGCUGGGCCACAACCCAGUCUCCAGGCGCCUGCAGUGGAAGAACAAGAAGCUGACGGCGUGCCAUGCCUCCUCAAACAUGGCGCUGGCUGAGAAGACGCUGAGGGUGGAGGUGGCGCUGGACUAUGAGGGGGGCACACUGAUCUUUCACAGCACCAAGGGCUGUUGGGAGCACCUGCACACAUCGAGGAACCUGUGUACCCUGCGUUCAGCAUCCACUCCGCCACAGCACAGUCCUGGAUCACCCUCCAGAGUGGAGUGUGACACCUCAGCAUCCACUCCGCCACAGCACAGUCCUGGAUCACCCUCUAGAGUGGAGUGUGACACCUCAGCAUCCACUCCGCCACAGCACAGUCCCGGAUCACCCUCCAGAGUGGAGUGUGACACCUCAGCAUCCACUCCGCCACAGCACAGUCCUGGAUCACCCUCCAGAGUGGAGUGUGACACCUCAGCUUUCCUGUAUGUCCAUCUAUUAACCUUGAAGUGCCUUUGUUACUAA